Molecule: messenger RNA, 138 nt
Organism: Funneliformis caledonium
Lineage: Eukaryota; Fungi; Glomeromycota; Glomeromycetes; Glomerales; Glomeraceae
Source: the annotation of a GenBank genome assembly
AGGAUACCAAGUGUGGACAGACUAAUAUCGCUAGAUGAAUCUAAUGCUACAGUGGCUAGAGCUGAGAUGAAAAAUCUGAUUAAAGGACAGAUAUCAGCCAAAUAUCAACUGAAUUAUGCGAAAAUGUUCUCUGAAUAA